Messenger RNA from Moneuplotes crassus, 1903 nucleotides. The record is from the annotation of a GenBank genome assembly. NCBI's taxonomy places the organism in Eukaryota, Ciliophora, Spirotrichea, Euplotida, Euplotidae.
UAACAAUGUUGAAUCUCAAUGGGCCACCUUCAGUUACUAGAAGACCUAGCAGAAAGUUGAAGAACUUUCGCAAUGGAAAUAAUAAGAGCAUAGCUUGAAAAUUUACAAAAUAGACGAAUAAUGGAGAAUCUGAAUAACAUUAGAGGAACUAGAAUGAAAUCAGGGAUUCGGACUCCUCAUAUGAAUAACACUGCUGCUGAUAUCUCUAAUGGAGACGCCAAUAGAAUCUUUUCAGCCCGCAAUGCAAGGAAGUUGAUCAAGAAUUCUAGAAGGAAUAAUUCAGAUGAUAAGACCCGUGGUCAAGGCAGAGCCAAGGUUUCUAGAAAUAUGAACCAUCCUUACUAUAUUUCUCAAUGGAUUAAGAAUACUAGGAAUGAAGCCUCUAUAAAUCAGAGUAAGGCUCUGAGCCAGAAUAAUAGCCAAUUAGGAGCUAAUUCGCCACAAGAAAGAUCAAAAAUGCUUGAAAAUAGUGAGAAGAGAGGCCUUACUAUUGGAAAUAAAUUAAUUCUUAAGAAUUUUGAUAAUGAGGGCAGCCAUGGCAAAAGAAGUCCCAUGAACAGUCAUGUUGGAAGGAACUAUAGAGACCCAUCUUUGACGAAAGAUUCAGAUACGGAGUUGAAAUCAUUGGUAUCACCUAACUCUUCACUAAUGAGCAAGCUUAAUAAGAGACUGAAGAAUAGGCUUGUUAGUAAGAACUGUAACACUACAGUUGUGUGUUCGCCUACUACUAAAGUAUCAGAUUUGCCUUUUACUUACAAGACUUAUAACACCAAGAAGCAAAUUUGUGAAUUCGAUGAUGACUUUAAAGACUUAAAGGUGGCUGAGAAGGAGUUUAAGAGAAGGGUUGUCUCUCUAAUCAACAUUGAUAAUCUCAACCUUGAGAGUAGAGAGAACCUUAUUUGCAAAAUCAAGAAAAUCUGUGAUACAUUCGAACUCAGGGAUGAGACUUUCUAUACCUCUGUGAUGUUGAAUGACUUUCAAAUGAUGAAUAAUCGAAAAGUAGAUUUUAAACCAAUUUCUCUUGACAAAUUAUUUGAUUUUUCUCAGAUUAGUAACGGAACUUAUAAAUUUGAGAGGUAUACCUCCUUCUUUAAAUGAAUUGCUUGAAUCAUCAUAAGCAUUAAGUUUUGAGAAUAUGAGAAAGACACUCCUUUCAUUCGAGAUAUCAUAGAGUUCUUUGAACUUGAUGGAUUGACACCUAUCUUGAUCCUUAAUGAUGACAAGGGAGAGAGGAAUGAAGACAAGACUAUAAAGGCGUUGCAUAAAUAUAUAUUUGAGCAACAAAUUUACAUUCUUCUAUUAAUCGAUUUUAAAAUCAAUCCUGUAUCCUUAAGGCAUUUCGUCGAUCAUUAUUGACUGGUAUUGCCAAGACCAGAUGACGGAACCUCUGAGAUGGACACUUCAGGGAUUUCGUCACUAUUUGAAUACAAGAAGAACAUGAUGAACGAGGCAUUUGACAAAAAUUAAAGGAAUCAAGAAGAGAGAACAAGCUUCUUUAAUUAAAGAUGUGAAUACUGAGAUCAAGGAGUGAAUUCAUUCGAUUUGUAACUUGAGUCCGCUCUUGCCUGAUUUUUGAUGAUCACAUUUUUCUGAAAUCUCUGUGGCUGCUCUGUGAGUCACUGUCAGUUUCAGCUUCAAAUGUCUAGCAGCUAAAAAUCCUGACAAAAUUAAAUAAAUUUUUGGCAUUGAAGGAUCUCUAUGUAAAAUGGAUAGAGAGCAUUACUGAGAAGUAUAAGAUAAACAAUAAGAGAGUGCAUGAAUACAAUAUUAAAAUGAAAGAGUUCUUGAGGAAAGUUAAUGAUGAAACUUAAAGACACAUCUUUGGCUUUGAAAAAAUGAAGCUUACCUGUCCCUGCUUCUAACAUUUUAUUUCUGUAGGAACAGAUUAUUAAAAGAAAUUAAU